Molecule: messenger RNA, 1341 nt
Organism: Penicillium lagena
Lineage: Eukaryota; Fungi; Ascomycota; Eurotiomycetes; Eurotiales; Aspergillaceae
Product: carboxylesterase type B active site protein
Exons: 1
Coding region: 1-1341 (446 amino acids)
Source: RefSeq, a predicted model, not a curated record
AUGGCUGGUGAAUCGAAAGUUGUUGUUCAGCUUCGAGAUGGCCGUAUCUAUGCUCUUCAAAGGGAAGGAUUGGUUAUCACUCGCGGCGUAAAAUACGCCGAAGCGGGACGAUUCGAGCCUCCACGUCCUUGCCAAAAGUGGGAUGAUAUUGUCGUCUGCACUCAGCCGGCUAGUAUAUGUCCCCAACUACCUUCCCGCCUCGAGAUGAUAAAUGGCCCGAUAGCCGCAAAAAGGACUAUGGACGAAGCUUGCUUGCACGUCAGCGUUUUCUCGCCCUCGCUUUCUCGCCUAAAGGAAGAUGCUUCGAUGCCGGUCAUGGUUUUUUUGCACGGGGGUGGCUACUCAUCCGGGGCGGGUGAUCUUGACUGCUAUAGUGGCGCUUUGCUUGCUUCUAUGGGAGUAGUGGCUGUUAACAUCACCCAUCGACUAGGGAUUUUUGGAUACCAGCCCAUUGAAGGAAUUGCGCCACCAAACCUAGGACUCCUCGAUCAAAUUGCGGCACUUCGUUGGGUCCACGACAAUAUCGAAUUCUUUGGUGGUGACUCUGAAAGGAUUUGCCUAUUUGGCGAGUCAGCGGGCGCGGAUUCAAUAUUCUGUCUGCUUGGUUCGGAUGGUGUCAAAGGUCUUUUUCAGCGGGUUAUCUUGCAAAGUGCUCCGUGGUCGUUCCGGUAUAUGGCCCCGCGUGAUCGGCAAGACAUGGUGGAGUCACUUUCAUCGAUGGCUGGGGAUCUUCUACCAAAAAACCACGAUACUGCAUCGAUAGAGGAACUUUUAACCGUACAGGAAAGGCUCAUGGUUGCAGCAACGUCGUUCCCCACAGCUGUGAUACCAUUUGGACCCAUUCUUGGUCAUUCACCCCUACCUGAGAAAUCAAAAUUCGACGAAAGGUUAGAGUCGGCAAUUCGCCGCGUGCCGAUGUUUAUCGGCUACACAAAAAACGAGGGCCAAGCGUUUGAGAGAAUGUUUGAUCAAAUGCGUCCUGUGCCUGAGAUCCCCGUAGGAACAACUGUCGCUGGGUUCAUCUCCAAGAACUGGUUCCAGGAUCCGGCGGAACAGUUAUUUCAGAGGAUUAUUCAAGCUGGCGGACAGCCAUGGUUUUAUAAAUUUCACCUGGCGCCCGAUCAGAACCAGUUUGGUGCAAUUCACACCAUCGACAUGCCAUUUCUGCUUGGGACGUGGAACGACUGGAAAGACGCGCCGAUGAUGAGCGGACGAAAUGCACGAGAACUAGUUGAACGGGUUGGGCCAGAGGUCAAGAACCUUUGGAUAGCGUUUGCCAAAGGACUAGGCUCUAGUUCUGCUCUGUUUGUCAUUGAUGAGUACUUUACUUUUGCAAAAUAG